AUGGAUGGCAAUUCAAUCAAGCCGCGGUUUACUGACUGGCUGCGCCGAUCUUCCAGCCAGACGAGUUCCGAGCCGCUGAACGCGGAACAGCAAAUCAUGGAUUUUCUAGGGGCAGGCUCUAGACAUGAAAUCUCUAGCGAGGCCUAUGAGCAACCACCUGCGUAUGGACCAGGGAAAUUGGCCAUGCCACACCAAGCGGACAGCAUUCACAUACGCCAACGCCAUGACGAGCCCGAAAUCGUGUAUAAAGCCCUCCCUCCUCCCCUUCGAUCCGCUUCACAGCCUCCUAUGCUUCCCUCUCCGAGUUCUGUCGGCCAUCCCCUUUGGAAGGAAUCACGACCGAGCACUACUUCCCCAUUCCGGCACUGGGAGAGAGGAUCCAGUGUUAGCAAGGUGGCUGUCAAUACUGGAUUGCAUGAGUGUCUCAGUGACUUAUUCCAGCCAUAUGUCGAAACAACCAAGCCAGCACAAGAAAUCACAAUCGACGACUGGCUGAGAGCAGCGAUCUGGUGGGCUGUUCGUGGAAAGGUCAUCCUAACGCGUGCACAAACCUCGAGUGACUCAAACUUCUUCACUGACGAAGAGGAUGUCAUUUCAUCAACGGAGAUAGCACAAGGUCUGAUUGACCUAGGCAAGGCAUGGUGGAUAUGUCACCAGGUCAUUGCCCAAGAUGACUUUCGAAUCAUUACUACCGACCCUCGAAUCAAAAGCACUCCUCGGGGCGCCCUUCUCGAUCAGUACCGCUGUGUCCUCAAAUAUCUGCGACCGUACGAUAGACAGUUGGAAACCACCUUCCUAGGGCGCACAGACUUGGGUCAAAUGUUGGAUCUUGAGAAAUCCAUUUGGGUCUUCUAUGCGCCCGCCACGUCUUACGAUGCUGCCAUUCUCAAUGACCAACGACUCGCCGCCUGGAGCAUACCCCUCGCCUUUGGCGACACAGAUGACUUCUUUCACUACGCAAGUGAGUUUGUUAUGGUGACCUUGUUUGCGCAGGAGGAAUACUCACUGGCACACUCAUUUCACUGCAUGUUCUCAAUUAUCCGAACCCGCUCCAGCUGGCAGACCCUGGGUGUGAUAGCAAGCCAAACACACCUUGUGCACAUCACGAUUCAAUCAAAUGGAAAACAAGGGCCAAAAUGGAACGAGAUUGAAUGGGACGUGGGGAAACUUUCGAUGCUCGUCAAGCUUCGCCAUGGUCUUUUCCUUGACGUCAAAUUCACGGAGGAAAAUUUCAAACAGUUCUGGGAGGCAGCUCAUCAGACCGUGUUGGCCGAGAUAGACAUGGUUGCCGGGCAGGAUGAAGAGAUUCUCUUCGAUGAGGCUCUUAAGUGUUGUCAUUAUAUCAACCACGACAAGCCCAUCGAGUUUCCUGCCAAGCCUGUAAAGGAAUGUCGUGCGCGUCUUUUCAAAAGAACCGCUACAGUGUCUUCAGGACCCAACAACCGUCGAGCACACCGUGGUUAUCGCCUGUUCAUCUCGACUCCUCCACACAUGAAGACAAUGCACCAAGUAUCUCAUGUCUUGGACAAUGCAUCUCCCGUGGUGUAUAGCCUGUUGGAUGCUGAUGACGGCACUCCUGGUCUGUUAUUGCAAAUAGUUGAGGACGGUCAAAAGCGCUCCGUGUUCCUCUACUUUCAUGAUGCUGAAUCGCGCACUUUGACACACUCGCUUCUUAUCGACCUAGUUCCCGGUCCCGGCGAGACUGCUCUCCGAACGUUUCCCGUUGGCUCAUAUUUUAUCCUCGAAUGCCAAACGCGGGAGCCGGGAGCCCAGGGCGCUCGUAAUCUUGAGUUCGGUGAAAGCCUAGCGUCAGUGAUUGAACAGGCGCAGGAGCCUGAGUUUACCUCCAACCCGUAUGGGAAAACAACUCUGUCGGAGACCUUGCGAGUCAUCGUUGAAUCGGACUGGGGAUCUAUUACGGACCGCAUCAACAUCGGGCCUGGUGAAUUAACGAUCGGUCUAUCGGUCCUCGACAAUACUGUCCUCCAUCUGCAUCGACACCCACAGCAAGACCUCACCAUCACAGUUGCUCAGGGCCUGGCCAGCGAUGAUCUUCAGAGCAAGGUCGCCGACGUGCUUCAAGCAGUUCAAUCAGGACCCACUAUACGAAGAAUCAAAUUUGAAACGGAAAAGGAUUUGCAUCAAUUCCAAGAAGCCAUCACUGGAUACAAAGUCAUCUUUGACACCGUCGCGACCCGCUUCUUUAUUACACGACGUCGGAAACUCCUCUCGACCCUGAAACACUGGGACGCCAAUAUAACUCGCAUUCAAGUCGUGCAACGUGGCACAAAGAUACAAAUAGUUGCUUUCUUCCAUCAAUUCAAACUCUGGAAAUGCAUAAACUUCGCCGUGAAGAACAUGGACGAGUUCGAAAGGGUCGAUCGAAAGGGUGAAUGGGGAGUGCGGAUCAAGGAAGCGAAGUAUGCGCCGCCAGCGGCAGACUCGGGGGUUUCCUGGUACGGAUUUGUCUGUUUGGAAGAGAUGGAAUAUCCGACUGAACAUGACGAUAUGAUUGUCAUGUUUGGCCAGCCAACGGCCUUCAGUCUGAACUCAUACUAA
This is a messenger RNA of Aspergillus melleus, 2559 nucleotides long. RefSeq lists its product as uncharacterized. The coding region runs from base 1 to 2559 and encodes 852 amino acids. The transcript has 6 exons. NCBI's taxonomy places the organism in Eukaryota, Fungi, Ascomycota, Eurotiomycetes, Eurotiales, Aspergillaceae. The record is from RefSeq and is a predicted model, not a curated record.